Messenger RNA from Cladophialophora immunda, 4100 nucleotides. RefSeq lists its product as uncharacterized. Gene Ontology annotation, molecular function: protein binding. NCBI's taxonomy places the organism in Eukaryota, Fungi, Ascomycota, Eurotiomycetes, Chaetothyriales, Herpotrichiellaceae. The coding region runs from base 641 to 3610 and encodes 989 amino acids. The transcript has a single exon. The record is from RefSeq and is a predicted model, not a curated record.
AGUCCCUCCAUGUACCCAUCCAUCCAUCUCCCUCUCGCCAUCUCUUGUCUCCCUCUUUUGUCAUUCAGCAAUUUCUUCCCUCCUCGAACACAUCUUCGACAGCACCGUUUCCUCGCCUCACGGUUCUCAUCUGCCGCAGCCUUUUUCCUUCCCUUGCCCUUUGUCUUGUGCCACCAUCGAUAAAUCCGUCGACUGUUGCCAGCCAGCCAUCCCUCUCGAUCCUCUCACAAGCACAUCUUCCACUUCGACAUAUCUGCACCCGACCGUGCUCGAUAGACUCGAAUUACUCUUCAGAACCCGUCUGAUAUCAUCGACCCCCAAUCCUGAUCAGUUUCGACUGUUUGCGAUACCCCUUUCUCUUCUGCGCUCGUGUGGCCUCUCUGGUGACCAAGUGGUCCACCCCGUCUAGCGACUCUUCUUGGACGGAAAAAGACCUCAAAACGCAUCAGAACCGCAAUAGGCGCCAGAUCCAUUACCUUCCCACUUGCGCGAUACCCGGAGGUCAACUUUGGGUUGCCCUUCCCUGCGUGGGAGUCACCCCGUCCUAGCGAUGCGCAACAUGCGACAGCCCUUUUCAUAACUGAAGCAGAAGACUAACAAGAACCAAAAUCCGACCGAUGAGGAGGUACUCUGUCGGAUUAUGACAGAGUCCUCCCUUCUCACCACGCAUCCCACACCUACCCACUACCCGGUCACCGCCGCUCCCUCCCUGGCCUCUCCCUUACCCAACGGCUCUCUCUCAGACACCAACGCACAAGAUGAGGAGGAAUACACCAUCAAAUGCAUUUGCAUCUACGCAGAUGAUGAUGGCAAUACCGUCUACUGCCCCAAAUGCGACACCUGGCAGCACAUCGAGUGCUACUACCACGGCAAAAAGGUGCCCGAAGAGCAUUUUUGCGCAGACUGUUUCCCUCGAGAUCUUGACGUAAAGAAGGCCACUGAGCGACAACGUAGGCAUCGAGAGGCACUCGACGGCGGUGACCGGAAGGUCAAGCGACCAACCUCCAAAAGUCAAAGAAAGAAGCACAAGGAUACGAGUGCGACGGCCGAGCAGGUGAAUGGCUGGCAUCACGAUCGCCAUGAAUCUGUCGCCAGCGCAAGGGAUGGACCUCCUGCGAAGAAACCAAAGACAAGCCACCGGACAUCAGGUUCUGUCAUUUCAACAAACGGCGAAUCUCGAAAACGCGCCACUUCCACAGCCCAGUCGUACCCCAGUCCUUCCAAAUCACCCCAAGAUCUCUUCCGUUUUCCUGCCAUUCCCACGUAUACCACUGAUUUCCUUGAACUCUACGAACGGGACGAGGGAAACACAAAUGCCCGGGAUAACGAGCAGACAAUUCAGGCUACCAAUAUGCUCUUUGCAUGGCGGACUGACCCAUCUUUGGUGGUCAGCAGUCCCGGACAACAACCAACAGCAAAAGCUCCCUUUGUACGUGCAAAUCAUGCCCUGGAUCAAAGCACUUGGCCAGAAGUCUCGGUGGAAACGAUCCAGAAGAAGGAUGUCGAAUACGAAGGCAGAUGUCCCACAUGGCGCUUUUUGCGCGUGCAAUCUUCCGUGAAGAAGGACGAAAUUGUUGGCGAAGUUCGUGGCCAGGUCGGCAUGCUGGAAGAGUACUGCCAACAGAAGUCUUCAUCGAACAGAUGGCAAGAGUUGAGGCAUCCAGACCCCUUUGUCUUCUUCCACCCGCACAUGGACAUUUACAUUGACAGCCGAAAAUCUGGGACUCGCUUUCGAUAUCUGCGACGGUCUUGUCGACCCAAUGUCACCUUGAAGACAUUUGUUUCCGACAACGAGACGCGGCAUUGUUUUGUCGCUAGCAAAGACAUUCCGGCGGGUGCCGAACUCACCACCAUGUGGUUUCUCGACUCGGCAAUGUUCGCAACCGAUGAUUCUGAACAAGCCCAAAACCGACGCCUCGAUUGGGUCAGCCGUGUCCUCGCGAAUUUUGGGGACUGUGCCUGCGACGCUGGUCAAGCAUGUUUACUUGCACCCUUCGAUCGAAGAUAUCCAGCCAAACCGGCGGAGAGUGCGCCAAAGGAAAAGGGAGGCAGGAAAAAGAAAAGUAAGAUGAACCAUACUAUCUCGCCCUUCAGUACUGGACAUGCCACCAACAGUCGCGCAGGAAGCGAACCCAAGGCACUCGAAGACGAAGACCAGUUCGAUCGCCGGUCAACCUCUGGGUCUUCUCGCAGCGGUAUGUUGAGCAGAGACAUUACCCCAGUCAAUGUCGCAGCUCUUGACGCCGACCCGGUCCUUGGAAAUGGCCUGACUGCUCGAGAACUGCGCAAAAUACAAAUGGCGGAGAAGGCGUUUGCGCAGAGGGAACAAGAGAAGAAGGAUUCAAGUGGACAAGGCCAGCAACGGAAAAAGAAACGCACAAGCGGCGGUUCAACGUUGAGCACACCGAAUGCGAAUGCCUCGAAGCAACUCGGGCACCAAUUCACUUCGCACCCCCACACACCCAACAACCAUCCUCUCAAGUUCAGUGACGGCUUGUCGGGGUCGCCACCGCCUCCUCGCGGUUCUGCAGGUCGAGGCAAAUCGACGGAGACAUCCGGCAGGGUGGACUCGAGGAUCCAGCGACCUGUAUAUGUUAGUGUUGCUGUACAAACGGAUCCAGAACAGUCUGACAUGCCCAUACCUCCACCAGCCAAGAGGAGGAAGUUCUGCACACCGACGCAGCGAUUGCUCAGAAAACUCUUGGAGGUUCGGGCCAGUCAUGGGCAACCAUGUUCUUUGCAAGGCCUGCCUGCCUCAGCCUCGAGCCAACAAUCACUUGUACACACAGCAAAGACGGAAGAUGUGGAAAUGAAGGACGCCAACGACAGUGCGGAUACCCGAAGUGUCAUGUCUGCCGAGACGGACGGGCAGUCUCCCCCAGGAAGCAGCAGCCCUAUCAAUGUGGGGGCCACCACAUAUCCUCUCCCGUCACAAGCGGCACACACGUUUAAAGCCUUCAGGUCUUCCCCUGCUCCGAAGCUGCACUUGUCCACGCUGCCACCAGUCCCGGUCUUUCCGACUUCGGCGACUUCUGCUUCCUCGUCAUCUACCUCGGCGACUACUCCCGGACUGACGUCGACCGCGACCGCACAGUCGCCCAUUCCAUUGAACUCGGCGUCGUCUGGCUCAUACCCUGCGGCGAUCAAUUCUAUCGUCACUCCUAGCCCCGCACGGAAGAAACUUAGCUUAGGAGACUAUAUGAGUCGUCGUCUGGCGUCGACUCCUUCAACUGAGAAGUCGCAGGCUCAAGCUAUUCUGGGCGCAGGUGAGACUGAGACAUCGAAAGCGAUAGCAGAAGCGGGACAGCCGUCUCCUGGGAGUGUUGAAUCAACCCCCGGUAAUGCAAGAUCAGUUGAAGUCCCUGGUCAACCGACGCCUCAAGCGGGUCUUCCGGGUGGUGCAGCCAAGGACACCUCUAUGAAGGAAGCUGAAGAACCAGCAUACAGCCCUCCUGACGUCUUGCCGCCGGGAGCAAUACCUGCUUCAUCCCCGCCCAAGGUGAGGAGUGCUGUCCCAGCAUCGAAUGAAACGAUCAGCAUACCAAAGGAGAUGUCGAACGUCCUGGCCCAGCUGGCGCAAAUCCACAACGAAUCGAGGGGUGUGCGAUAAGUGUAUGAUAAGGGUCGGAACUGGCGUUGAAUGAGCAGCCUCUUGUUGUGUCACGAAACGAAUAGAAGAACUUUUGGACCUUUCGCGAGGCUUGGACAUGCAGUGAUGACGACACAGCUUAUACCAGAAAAGACGGGGCGAAUGGGAUUGAUGGGCAUCCGGAGCAUCAGGGUCAGCAAAAUUCGGGAACUCAGAAGGCGGGAAUAUGUGGGCGUUUUAUCAACACAAUGUGGGCUGGUCAUGUCUGUUCACCAUGGAUGGAGAAUCGCGACAGUGAGCCUUAUGCGAAGGUGGAACGAGGUCCAGGCAGUCCUGAGAACCUCCCUUCUUUUUCUUUCUCUUUUAUCCUGUAUAUAUAUGUGAGCUGGCUGAGCCGUGAUGGCCUCGCUGUGUGUGCCAUUGUGGCGAUGCAGUUGAGCGGCACUUGUUCUGUCGCUGUGUUGAGAGAAAUAGCUGAUACCAAUAGCGCCACAUUAGGUGUUGAGUGCAA